AUGUCCAACUUCGCAAGGCUACCUCCCUCCGGCAUCAAGGUGAUCAUUGUCGGUGCUGGAUUUGCUGGACUAUGUGCGGCAAUAGAAUGCAACCGAAAGGGUCAUUCGGUGAUAUUACUCGAGAAAGUUCCUGAACUGAAGCCGUUGGGCGAUAUCAUUAGCUUUUCAUCAAAUUCUGGCCAUAUAUUUGAACGGUGGGAAGGUGUGGUUGAGGAACUUGAACCCAUCAGCCAUCACAGUGAAGGUCUUGACUUUUAUGAUUGGAAAGGAACUUUCGCCACGAGGCAAAUAUGGGAUGUCGAGAAGCAAUGGGGCAGACGCAUCAACGGCCACAGGGGAGAAAUCCACCAUGUUGUCUUCCAGCAUGCCAAAGCGCGGGGAAUUGAUAUCCGACUCGGUCAACAAGUGACGGAUUACUUCGAGACGGAUACCGAAGCGGGCGUGAUUGUGAACGGCGAGAGGCUGGCGGCAGACUGUGUAUUUGCAGCCGAAGGUGUCAAGUCAGCAGGAAGGAAGAUUGUGCUUGGCUUCGAAGACAAACCCAAACCCUCAGGUUAUGCCGUGUAUCGAUCUUGGUUUUCCUCGGACGAGCUGGCCAAGAAUGAAAGGACGAAGCAUUUGGUGGUGAACGGCGAUUCUCAUGCCGGAUGGAUCGGUGAAGACAAGCAUUUCCUGGCUGCAUCAAUAAAGAAUGGCACAGAGUUUAGUUGGGUGCUGACACACAAAGAUGAUGCGGAUAUUGAUGAGGAUUGGCAAUUCCCAGGCGACAAGGAAGAAGUCAAGAGGAACCUGCAAGGCUGGGCUCCAAUAGUCCAUGACAUUGUUGACGCCACUCCUCCAGACCGGCUCGUCGAUUAUAAGCUUGUCUUUCGAGAUCCAUUGCCGACCUUCAUCUCGCCAAAGGCUCGGAUUGCACUGAUCGGUGAUGCUGCGCACCCCUUUUUGCCAACAUCAAUCCAAGGAGCAAGUCAAUCGAUGGAAGACGGAGUGACUCUUGCUAUCACGCUGGAGAAGAGCGGCAAGGACAAUGUCCCUCGAGCCAUCCGCGCAUACGAAGCCAUCCGAUAUGAGCGCGUCCACCGAGCGCAGAUGACAGGCGUCACGACGCGCGAGCAGUGGCACAAGGCCGACUGGGACAAGAUAUGGAAGGAUGUCAAUUCCUUGCACUUGAAGAGGGAAGCAUGGCUUCUGGAUUUUGAUGCCGAGAAACACGCGUACGAGGUUGUCGAUGAUGUGCUGAAGAAGCUCGAUCGAGGCGUGUCGCUAAAGACUGACAGCAUGUCGGAACCGCCAGCUUCUAAUGGAGUGCAGACAAUGCUUGCUCAAGAGAUUGACCAGCUCGCAUAG
Messenger RNA from Fonsecaea multimorphosa CBS 102226, 1347 nucleotides. RefSeq lists its product as uncharacterized. Gene Ontology annotation, biological process: secondary metabolite biosynthetic process. The record is from RefSeq and is a predicted model, not a curated record. Gene Ontology annotation, molecular function: FAD binding; monooxygenase activity. Lineage: Eukaryota; Fungi; Ascomycota; Eurotiomycetes; Chaetothyriales; Herpotrichiellaceae. The transcript is spliced from 2 exons. The coding region runs from base 1 to 1347 and encodes 448 amino acids.